Pristis pectinata (smalltooth sawfish) is the source of this 991-nucleotide messenger RNA. RefSeq names its product cell surface glycoprotein MUC18-like. The coding region runs from base 35 to 991 and encodes 318 amino acids. The transcript has 7 exons. Lineage: Eukaryota; Metazoa; Chordata; Chondrichthyes; Rhinopristiformes; Pristidae. The record is from RefSeq and is a predicted model, not a curated record.
CUCUCAUUCUUCUUCCAAAGCUGUAGGUGGAAACAUGUCUUCAGCGGUCAAACCGGGGCGAGCAUCCGUUAGCGGCAGUUUCUGCCUGACCCUGCUGACACUUAGCUUUCCGAUCCCAGGGAUAAUUGCCACUGUUCACGUUUCUACACCACCUAUACUGGAGGCAGAGAUCAAGAAAUCCAUCAGCAUCCCAUGUGUUCCAGAGAUUUCCACCCCAGACUCAAUGAAAUAUGUUCAGUGGUUUGUUAUGGUGAAGAAUCAGCGCCAACGAAUCUAUUUUCAAGACAUGGACAUCAGGAAUAUUGACCCUAAAACUGACUACACUCAUCGAAUCAGUGUGGAUGAGAACUACACCCUGACCAUCAAGCCCGUCGAGGUCGAGGAUGCACGGGUAUUUUUCUGCCAAGUUGGUGCAGGUCCUGUAGGCAAUGGUGAAGCUGCAACAGAGCUCAGGGUUUAUGGUGCACCAGACGUGCCUGAGAUACAUAAAAAUGAAAUAACCAUAUCAGUAAUGGACAAAAGACCAGCAGAGCUAGCUCGUUGUGUCGCUAGGAAUGGUUACCCUGCUCCCAAUAUCACUUGGUACAAAGACCGCACCCCAAUUCAUCUCGUGCCUCAGACAGAGCAAAAGGUACACGCGAUAUUUCAGUCAACACAAGAAGCCAGUGGCCUUUAUACCAUCAGCAGCACACUUUAUUAUCUGCCUGAGAAAAAGGACAAAGAUUCCAAGUUUUACUGUGAGGUGAGCUACAGGAUGCCACGAGGAGUGGACAAGAUGAAGGAGUCUAAAAAGAUCAACAUCUCAAUAACGUAUCCAACAGAGAAUGUGGAAUUUCUGAUUCACCCCAGUGUGUUGAAGGAGACAGACAACAUGACCAUGGAAUGUCACUCCGAUGGCCCAUCUACUGUUGAAUAUACCUUUUUACAAAGAGCAGGUGAGGAGCAUUAUGGGGGCAGGACUGUGUCUGCAACUCUUAAGCCUAAUCUGUAA